Messenger RNA from Teleopsis dalmanni, 1344 nucleotides. RefSeq names its product nucleosome assembly protein 1-like 1. The transcript has 2 exons. The coding region runs from base 1 to 1344 and encodes 447 amino acids. Gene Ontology annotation, molecular function: chromatin binding; histone binding. Gene Ontology annotation, cellular component: nucleus; chromatin. Gene Ontology annotation, biological process: nucleosome assembly. Lineage: Eukaryota; Metazoa; Arthropoda; Insecta; Diptera; Diopsidae. The record is from RefSeq and is a predicted model, not a curated record.
AUGUUGAAAGAAAACUUGCAGCCAGAAGACAACAAGCAGAAGAAUUCUGAAUUGUGUAAACCUCAAAUAAAUUUUGAACUUUUCCACAAUUCCAUAUGUUGGCAAAAUUCAGAAUACGGAAUACGGAAUACGGAAUACGGCAUGCCAGGCAGGAAUUGCCAGGAGAAUAAUCAUUAUAAGAACAAUGUGGUCAAAUCAUCCACUGAAAGUGGUUCAAGUAGUGAAGCAUCCACUUUCACUGAUGAAAAGGCUGAUAAAAAGGUCAGAAAGUUUCAACCCGCACUCUUAGACGCUGCUGAACGUCGUCAUUUUCUUCAUGAGAUGGUGAAAAGCUUCCCGCAAUCAAUAAAGGACCGUAUAACGGUUUUGAAGAAUAUUCAGUUAGAACAAAUUGCGAUUGAUUCUGAAUUGUACAAGGAAAUUAAUAACUUGGAGGUAAAGUACGUUGCCAAGUUUCAAAAGUUUUAUGAUCAGAGAUUUGAAAUAGUUUCUGGUAAAUUUGAUCCACCAGAGCAAGAUCCAAAAUGGAAGGAACCCCCUUGUGAUGAAAAUGCAAAAGGCGACCAUGACCAUGAUCAAGCAUUUAAUGACUACAAGAACCUAUCGAAUGACUCCAUCGGCAUUCCUAGUUUUUGGUUAGAGGUGUUGCGCAGUGUGGAUGUGGUUGGUCAUUUGAUACAGGACCAUGACGUACCAAUCUUGCGAAAACUGAUCGAUGUUAGAGAAAAAUGCGGUAAAGAAGACUCUUUUACUUUAGAAUUUCAUUUCGAUCGCAAUGAUUACUUCACUGAUGAGGUUCUUACAAAGAAAUACUUCUUCAAUAUCGAGCCUAAUAAAAAAAUGCCGUUUCAAUAUGAUGGGCCAAUAAUAUGGAAGAGUAAAGGUUGCCUUAUUCAUUGGAAGAAAGAUAUGAAUCUAACGUUAAAAACAGUGAAGGAAAUCUCUAAAGAUGAUGCCAAUAAAAUGAUAUUUAAAAAUGUUCCACGUCGGUCUUUUUUCCAUUUCUUUAAUCCACCGCUGGAACAGAAUACAGAAUCUAUAGAUAAAGAUAUGAAAGAGGUAUUAAACAUUGAUUAUGAUUUGGGACUCGUAUUUCGGUCACGUAUCAUAUCUAGAGCAGUUUUAUACUUCACCGGUGAACUGCCUGAACUUGAUCCAUGUGCAUGUACUGAAGAUGAGUCGGAAAAUGAAGAAACGGACGAAUCGAAUAAUAAGAAGGAUUUGAACGAUUCAGAUGAAGGGGGCGCUGCUGGAGAUGAUGCUGGAGGUGAUGCUGCUACUGCCUUCGAUGGUGCAACUCUUGGUGCCAACCUAUUAUUGAGCAAUCAAUGUAAACCUCAAUAA